GGGAGGUAAGGCAGGCAAUGCAGACAGAGGGAAUCUUUGUAUGUUCUCUUGUAUUUGGCUGAGCGGAGCCUCUGUCUCUCAUUAAUAUUCCAGUCUGCAUGAACAUGAGGUGGCUUCUUUUCACUCUCUUAACAGCUUACUAUCAACAGGUAAGCCUCCUUUGAACAAGGUUCUUUUUAUUUUAGCAGGCAUUAUUGUACUUGCUUUGCGGUAAAACUAUCUGAGAAAGGCUUCAGGCAAGACAAACUUUUUCAAGUGCUUAAGAAAUCCCACUCGGUUGAGAUCACAACAACGUUUUACAUUUCACAGGUUUCCUCCAUCUUGCCAGCUCUCACUUUUAAUUUAAUGUCGACUGACAGCGAGGUUUGUAGAAGGAGCACUGUAGAGCGCUCAUUGCAGUGACGCUUGUUUUCUGACAUUCCUGAUAUACAGCAAUAUCCUGCCCUGUUGUUUUUCCACUAGUGUCGGAGCCCCAAAGCACUUUUCUGUUUACCAGAUGAAAACAUAAAAUUACCGACAUAUCGUUAGGCAAAUUUCAUUACAUCAUAACAUUCAGUGGUCAUUAACGGGUUAAUCCAGUAAUUACAAGCAUGUCAUAGGAACUGAAUGUAUUAGAAUUGUCAAAAUUUUCACGUGCCAAUAGUGUGUGAUACAGAGAGCAAAGUAAAUGACAAAAGUCUCCUCUCACUUUAUAGUUUGUCUUUAAUGCUUUAUUCGAAUAUAUUUAUUCAUGUUAAAAAUACAAAUUUUAUGGAGUAAAAACAAAUAUUUAAUUCAGUAGCUCUAGAAAAGAUCAACAUAUUGGGGCUUAUUCACAAAACCUCUAUAUUGAAUAAAUAGUAAUGUUUUUCCUAAAAUAGCCUUUGACUAUAAAAAAAAGUCAAACAAUGACAGAGUUGGAAACUUUUUCCAAAUCAGAUAUUUUGGCCAAAAUGUAUAAUUUCAGUACUUCAUAGAAUAAAAUUAUGGUCCGCACUCAGGGAUAAACCCCUGUAAUCCACAAAAAAAAAAAGAAAUUGAUUACUUUCCAUUUUCACUAUGUUCAAUGAGUAACGAUCAAGAUCAUUGUAAUUUUUACUAGGGGGUUAUUUCCUAAACCAGGAAUCAUAAGAGAAUCACAAAUUUUAGGCCUGAAUUUUGGAAUGGAAAAAAUCUCCAGCUUUUCUCCAGUUAGGGUGAUUUGGCAUACAAUUUGCAAUUCCUUUGGUAAUUUUAAUAAAUAAAAUGCAGCCUUAGUUUAGAAACUAGCUAGUAGUGCAUCUCUCUCUAUAUAUAUAUUCCCCUUUCAGUGAUGACUAAAAGGCAACAGCUAUUUCUUAAGUAUAUAAGGGUCUUAUAAUGGACUUAUGCACAAAUGAGAUUCAGCUGCUAAAAACUAUUCAAAUGCAUUUUAACCACUUAAGGACACAUAACGUAAAUUAUACUGGCCUUUUACUUUGGAAGAAGUGUCCUUUAGGGGUUAACUUGUGCCUGAACGAGUCAAUCUGUCCAUGUUUUACCUAUGGACUCUCAAUGAGUAAGACGCUACAGGUAAAUUGAUUCAUUUAGUACAGAAUAAAAGGCAUUUGAUUCAUUGGUAGCAGCUGAAACUCAUUUGUGCAGAAGGCUACCUUAUAAUCACUAACUAAUUAGAGAACAGUUAUUUCUUAUUAGCAAGUUUACGCCAUCAUGAAUUAAAGUGUUUUUGAUGAGACAAAUAUAGCUUGAUGUUUCAUGGAGAAUGUCAAAUUGCUAGCACAUGCAUAGGUAAAAAGGUAUUGAAAUUUUUGUUUUUUUACAGGCAUGCUGUUGGCAUUGUUAAAAAAAUGUCUAACUAUGGCAUCCAUCCACUGGUGGCACUAAUCUCUGUGAGGCCUUAGGUGAAACUCAAAAAUGAGACCCUCACUAAUGAAAAUAAAUAAAUGUGUAACAUUAUGUGCAUUAUGUGUAACAAUCAAAUAAUAACAAAGAGCUGUAGUUAUAUUUAAAGGGGCACUAUAGGCACCAAAAUCAACUUUAGCUUAAUAGAGUGGUUUUGAUGUACCACUCUAUGAUGUAGCUUAAUAGAGUGGUUUUGAUAGCCGCGCCAUGUUUCACAGGAGUACCUGUUGCUGUAAGGAACCCCCUGGUUUUCCAGAUUAAGCCAAAGUCAUGUGCCACGACCAGGGCAUACUUUGAGUCUGUAUAAAUAUUAACACGCUUCCCUUCAAACAUUUUGCAUGCCACCGUAAGGGCUAUUAGUUCGGCUUCUUGUGCUGACUUAGAUGAUGGGAGUGAAGAUGCUUGGAGUAUUUGGUCCUCUGUGGUGACUGCAUAUCCGGUAUGAUAUUGUCCCUGUACAUCUGCGAAUCUAGAACCAUCCACAAACAGAGUGUAGUCAGAGUCAGGUAGGGUAGCCUCGUGCACUGUUGGGAGAUGAGUUGUUUCCAUUUUCAUCUGUUCAAAGCAAUCAUGAGGGGCGUCCUGUUCUGUAAGAGGGAUGUCUUCACAUAUCUCUGUGUGAUAUCGAGGGUAACCGACAGUUUUGCAAUUUAUGGUCCUUUUAGUGACCCCCGUAAAUGUGAGCUGUUCUUGAGUUGCAGUACUCCAUGUCUUGGCCAUUGGGCCGAGUUCUUUCCAUGAGAUAUCUGGAGACUUGGUGAAAGAGAUAUGAGGAACAGCCACCUCCCAAUGGUUAUAUAAAUGUGAUACCUCCAUAGGCAGGUAGACUAAGAUAACAAUGUUUCCUUUGGAGUCACAGAACAGGUCUGUCAGUGUGAUGCGUAUUUCCACCAGGCUGAAUAAUUCUUCUUCAUAGUAUGGGUCAGGCCCUGGGGUGUUCCUGAACCACAGGGUGCAAUGUAAGUAGCUCUCGGGCUGUUCAUCAUGUGGAACUGUGGGCUUUUCUACUUGAAGUUCCAUGUGAACGUCAGGAUUUAUGUCCAGGCUGUACCAGUAUUGCGGCACUCCCCCCUUGGGAAGUGGCAGAAGAGUGGCAUCUUUGUAGAGUAACAUUAUCAGGCAAGAGGAGGGAGGUUUGAAGGCGGAGAUGUCUCUGAGAUGAUAGAUGCUUUGGCUGGACUUGAUUCAGGAUUGCAGCGAUAUCAUGGGGAGCAAGAACCGUCAGUUGAUGUCCAAGAACAAAGUCAUUAGUUUUGUCCAGUAGGGCACUGGCAGCAAAAACAGCACGCAAACAGGAAGGACCACCCCUGGCCAGGGGUCUAGCAUGCAGGAAAAGUACCCAAUAGGGCGCUGACGGGAACCGUGGGAUUGAGUAAGGACCCUGAAGCAUGGCCCAUGUUCUCUGAGAUGAAAAGUUUGAACGGUAGCUGGUAGUUAGGUAGGCCCAAAGCCGGGGCGGAGGGGAUGGCUAUUUGAAGCGCAUGGUAACAGGUGCGGGCUGUAGAGGACAAUGAAAAAGGUUCAGUCUUCAAAGCAUCGUAGAGAGGUUGCAUGAGUUGAGAAGCCUCAGGGAUCCAAGCCCUGCAGUAUGUGAUGAGGCCCAAGAAGGCAUGAAGAGCCUGAUGGUUAGAUGGAAGGGAGAGAUUUGUAAUGGCAAAUACCCUGUUCCUCGUUAGGUGACGGGUGCCAUGGGAAAGGCAAUGUCCCAAGAAGACCACAGAGGGCCGGCACCACUGGAGUUUCGACUUGGAGGCUUUACAACCUUCUUCAGCGAGGAAACAAAGGAGAUCUUCGGAAUUCUGUUCAGCAGUUGGAAAAUCAUCUGCACAGAGAAGUAAAUCAUCUACAUACUGGAGCAGGACCACGUCUGGGUGGGACUUCUGCCAGGGUUCUAAGACAGCUGACAUAGCUUUGGCGAAUUGGGUUGGGGAAUUUUGUGCACCUUGAGGCAUGACAGUCCAAGUAUACUGUUGACGAUCGUGUGUGAAAGCAAACAGAUAUUGACAAGAGGGAUCCAAGGGCAUGCUGAAAAAGGCAUUUGCAAGAUCAACCACCGUGAAGAAUUUAGCUGUUGGAGGGACCUGUGACAACAGUGUAUGUGGAUUAGGGACAACGGCCGUAUCGCGGUUUGUGACUUCAUUAACAGCGUGGAGGUCUUGUACCAUACGGUAUUGGUCAGGUUGACCUUUUUCAGUUUUCUUCUUUACUGGAAAUAGAGGGGUGUUACACUGUGAUACACACUUGACCAGUGCACCUUUUGCCAACAGGCUAUCAACUUGUUUGGAGAUGGCGAGGGCUUGUGCAGGUUUCAAUGGGUACUGUGGUCUUCAUGGUGGAUUAGCUCCCUUAAUUAAUGUAACUACCACAGGUGGGACUCGUAGGCAUCCAAUCCCCCUCGGUGGGGGAUGUCAUAUGUAGUAGUAAGGGCAGAGAGCAAAGGACGGAAGUAUCUUUGCGAGAAAGGGGGGUUAGUAAUUGAACCUGGCCAUCAGCAGUAAAGGAGAUAGAAGCUUGAAGACGAGACAGAACAUCUGCUCCUAAAAGGUUAAUUGGACAAGUGGAUGAGACAACAAACCGAGAGAGAAUGUCAGAACCAACCCGCAAGAGCUAAGUUAAUGGGUUAUUUCGGGGGGUACCAUCGACACCUACACAAGAAACAUCUAUGUCGGAUAGGUAAGAUGGGUCAGGCAGGUCUUGUUCUCUGAGAACACUGCGGGCUGCACCUGUGUCAACUAAAAAGGUAGUAGGAUGACCCUCAACUGGUAGGACAACUGUAGCGAGAGGCCCCCCCUUGUCCCCUGUAGACACUGCCAUGACAGGGGAGUUAGACACAGGUUUGCCGGUUACCUAUUGUACAAGGUCUAGAUGAGAUUGAUCAGGGCCAGUGUAGUGACGUGCGGAUGUGGUGGAGUGGCUGGCCUGAUGGGUUUGACGUGUAGGGUGAUAAUGACUGGGUGCAGGGCGUUCAUCUUGUUGGAAAUCAUCUGUAUCGUAACUACCAGGGGAAGGGUGAGCAUAGCUGUAUCAGAUGGAAAGGGCUGGUAGACAGCUUGGGCAAAUUCCUGAGGAGGGUAAUACGAUGUAUGUGCCUGAGGAUAUACCUGUGGAGGGUAACCUGGUUGGAGACCACCAUAUGUGGCUGCAGGGGCUUUGGGGUGCAUAGGUGAUCUAGUGGUCGGCUGUCUAGGCACCCUGGGGUGUGGGCAAUCUCUCUGGAAAUGGCCUGGCUGGUUACAAUUAAAGCAUGCCCUGGUCUGAGGCCUAGGGGCGGGUGUCAUGUGCUGCCCCUGUGCAGCUGGCAGGGUAGAUAGCACGGGAUAUCCUGGGGGGACUGGGGCGGGUCUGGUGGCAGGGCUAUAAACGGAAAACAUAAGAGGAUUACUUUUCCUUUGGGGUGGCUGUAGAGCAGAUUCUAGGCCCUUGGCAACUAGUAAGAGAGUGUCCAAAGGAAUAAUUCUGUAUUCGGGGCGAGAAAGCACUAAGCCUUCCUGAUGGCUUCCUUAAGGCCAGCAACAAAGGCAGCAGAUAACAUAUGGGUAUGUGCUUUGUUAUAUACACUGAAUCCAAGAUCGGAGAAAGUUUGAGUCAACCGUGAAUGGUAUUUUUCCACAGAUUCAAGUUUGUCUUGUAUAAUGCCAUUUAAACAAGUAGCUUGGUCAGCUAGUUUAUCCUGGGCCCAGGCCCGAAGUUGUUCACAUAACGUAAUACCCGACUGAAAAUCCAUAUCGGUAGUGAGGAGAGCAUAAUUUAAACUCCUUUCCAUAUUGGGCCAAUAGGCAUCCCCAGCCUUGAUCUCACACAGACUAUACAGAUCACGCCAGGCUGCAGAGUAUGUCUUACGAAUCUGGGCAACCCUCCAGAAGAAGGGCAUGGGCUGCUUCUCAGGGUCGGGGAGAGAGGUUACUAGGGUUGCAGCUUGGGAUGGGUUGAAUGUAACAUACAUCGGGGGAGCCCCUUCCACUGUUGAUAGAGCAGGGAUGUGGUUGGCUGGGGUGGCCUGUCUCUGGGAAACCCUAUUAUUCGAAGGACGGAAUGGGCUAAGCCCUGUACAUUGUCAUCCUCGGGGGGGAACCAGGAAUGGGAGACCAUGAUAGCUGGCAACAUCUGGUGAAUUAGGGGCUUGAGCGGCUGGAGCAUCGCAGCCAGGAGAACUGACAGCAAUGGCCUGGGGAGUAACUAACUGGAAAGUAGUGGGAUGGAAGCCUGACGCGGCAGGAGAAGCGCCUACAGCAUGAGGCUGUCCCGACACGGUAGAUUAAUUCGACCCAAUGAUCAUGAUUGGGUAACUGGGAGUUGCCAUGAAGGAGGUGGAGACAGGAGUCGGACUGGGUGAGGGGGCAGGGCUGAGUAGGCUGAGGGAGAUGAGUGGAGAGGGCAGAGAUGAGUGACCAAAGAUCGAAGGAGGGAGGGACAACAGUAUUGGAGGCGGGAAGAGGAGGGGAAUCUGGAACAGGGACAGAAGGGAUGGUGGGGAGAGGAGAGGAAGGAGCAGGAGCAGAGGGAAUAGCAAAGGAAGAGGGGGAUAUGGCAGAGAGAGAUGCGAUGGUGGGAACAACGGGUGAAGGCGAGAGGGGAACAGGAGCAGAAGGAACGACAGGGAGAGGCAACACGUAAAGGUGCAAGGGGAGCAGGAAUAGGAGGGAUGACAGGGGGAGGUGGGAGAGAGGUGAUGUCGGGAGAAGUGAUGGAGGUAGGUAGCAGAGGGACGGCAGCAGUAGUGACAAGGGAAGGUGGAAGAGGGGCCGGAUCAGAGGGAAGUGGGAGGGGAACCGGAAUAAUGGGAAGUGUGGAGGUAGGCGGUAGAGGGACGGGGUAAUAAUAGGAUCCAUCUGCCCCGAGAACGGGGUACAGAGGGGUGGGGACAGAAGGACCUAUGACAAUUGGAGGUGGUGACUGGGCAGUGACUGGGGAGGUGGGGCGAGAUUCAUUCACGGUAUUCUGGGGGCCAUCAUAGGGCGGUGGCCGGGGAACAUCAAGAGACGAAUCAUCAUUACAAACAUUUCUGUGAUAUACAUAAAUCGUUUGUCCUUUAAAAUCUAUUUCUUCCUCUGACCAACCCUCCCGUUUGAGUCCUCUUGCUAUCCGAUACCAAGCCUCCACGGCUUUCUUCAACCCAUUAUCCAAUAGCAAGCCCUCUUUAUCAAUAAGCAAUUUACUCCAAAACUCUGGCUGUAAUCUACCACUGGGUGACAUUUGAAAACCACAAAUCUUUGCUAUCUUCUUUAUUUUUAACAUAGCCUCUUCUCCUGCUCUCUCCUUAACAAUAUCACAAGCUAAAUAGCCUCUGGAGGGUCUGGCGUGUUCUUGUCCCAUUUUUACCAAACAAGGCUUUCCCUGUAAGAGGGACAGAGAGAGAGAGAGAGAGAAAAGAAGGAAUAUCUACAGUGCUAAACUGCCAUGAGGAAUUGAUUCCCGUGCGUCUUCCCUAAACGUAAACUAGUCACAGGAUCCGCCCACCCGAGAUGGUGGCCACGGAUCUGAGUGGGCGAGCAUGGGUGACUAACACAGCUCUGGGCAACAAGUACAGGAGAGGUAGAGAAUAGGGGAAAAGGUGAAUGUGGAGAGACUAAUCAGAAGACAUUUACAGGAGUCACAGAUGUAGAGAUGCGCACAUAAUCCGGAAUUAAGGACAAGCCGCACAACACUUACACACACAACUAGGGUACCCACACUAUGACUACAACUGAAUAGAAAACAUAAUAUAACAAAGAACAGUAUAACUACGAACAUAGUAACAACUAAACAGUAAAUAAACCCUGUUCUACUCUGAACAGUACAGUAAAAUUCCCAGCCUUUUUCUAAGCGGUUCCCAUCCCUUCACCGGGCGGACAGUAUUCCCAGCCUUUCUCUAGGGGGUUCCCAGCCCUUCACUGGGCGGACAAUAUUCCCAGCCUUUCCCUAGGCGGUUCCCAGCCCUUCACCGGGCGGACAAUAUUCCCAGACUUUCCCUAGGCGGUUCCCAGUCCUUCCCUGGGCGUACAAUAUUCCGAGCCUUUCCCUAGGCGGUUCCCAGCCCUUCACCGGGCGGACAAUAUUCCCAGCCUUUCUCUAGGCGGUUACCAGCCCUUCACCGGGCUGAUGUGUUCCCUGCCGGUAGGCAGUCAAGCUAUAAUGAUAAUAAAGCAUAAACCACACACCAGCUGUCUCACAUGCAUACAUACACUCAGGAGGCAGAUAGACAAUCGACAGGUUCGUUUUAAAAGGCACCAGAUAAGAGAUUACCUGUCUUGUAACCUUCUGGAAGCCGGAAGUGGACACAGAGACAAACCGACACAAAACAGGAGAAUACAGGCAAACCGCUGUAUUUAGGAGGUGAUCAGGCUCCGGUUGUCCCACUUUCUGCAGGUCCGCUCCGGUCCCAUUUUCCGGCCGUCCGAACCGACGAGAACCGGCACCUCACGUUGGGCACCAAAUGAUGUGGAAUCAAUUAAUAAAAUGAUUAUCUUGCGUAUCUGCCCCCGGCCAAAUUAAGAAGUAAUGCAUGCACGCUCCUAAAGUAAUUCACACCAGACACAGGUUUCUGGUUAAUAAAAAACUUGAGGAAUGUUUAUUCUGAGGGGACGGCAUGUCCCUUAUAAAGCAAAAUUACAUCAUAUGCAUUGUCAGAGAUAACAUGGAAUAAUACAUCAAUAAUUGGUUAGGUGUUAAGUGGUUAAUUUACUGCUCUUCCUACCGGGUGUGAUGUCAUUGGUAUCCUGGAGGUCUCCCCCAGAUUCCAGCGCCAUCUUGUUAAUGAAGGUGUUAGUCGAUGUCAAAGGGAAACUCCCUAGCGGCCAUUUUAGGUAAAUCACAUAGAAAGUUGAAUAAUGCUGAUUGUAGUUAUACUGAGUAAAUAGGCAUUUUACCAGCAUGGAUUGGGUUAAUAUUUUUGUCCACAACACUGCCAUUAAUGAGUUAAAUCACUUUUGUAUCUGUUUAUGCAGCCUUUGCCACAGCCUUCAUGAAAAAAAUGUUUCAUUUUCAAUCACAUCUUCACUUGCUUAAUACGUUUUUAUCUCCUGCUCUGUGAACUAUAGGCCAGUAAGCCUUACCUCAGUAGUGGGGAAAGUAAUGGAAACCGUGUUAAAUGAUAUGAAUGUUGAACAUCUAAAAUCACAUGGAUUUCAAGAUCAGAGACAACAUGGGUUUACUUCAGGGAGAUCAUGCCAAACUAAUCUUAUAGAUUUUUUUUGAUUGGGUAACUAAAAUAAUAGAUCAGGGUGGUGCAGUAGACAUUGCUUACCUAGAUUUCAGUAAGGCUUUUGACACUGUUCCACAUAGAAGGCUCAUCAAUAAACUGCAAUCUUUAAGUUUGGAUUCCAAUAUUGUUGAAUGGGUAAGGCAGUGGCUGAAUAACAGGCAACAGAGGGUUGUAGUCAAUGGAGUAUAUUCAAAGCAUGGGCUUGUCACCAGUGGGGUACCUCUGGGAUCUGUGCUUGGAUCCAUUCUCUUAUUAGUGAUAUUGCCGAAGGUGUUGAUGGUAAGGUAUGUCUUUUUGCUGAUGAUGCUAAGAUAUGUAACAGGGUUGAUGUUCCAGGAGGGAUAAGCCAAAUGGCAAAUGAUUUAGGUAAACUAGAAAAAUGGUCAGAGUUGUGGCAACUGUUAUGGAUGUUACGUUUGUUUUCAGGGGUCAAGUCCUGGGGAAAAAGGUGUGGGAACUCACCCAAGAUUCCCGCCUCCCCCCCCCACAAAAAAUUACACUCCUAUGCAUAUAGUGCAGUGCAGAGUGUGUAUAAUGAAUGUAGUGUAUUUGUAGUGAGUGCAGUGAGUAUAACAAAUGUAGUGUAUUUGUAGUGAGUGCAGUGUGUAUAAUAAAUGUAGUGUGUUUGUAGUGAGUGCAGUGUGUAUAGUGAAUGCAGUGUUUUUGUAGUGAGUGCAGAGUGUGUAUAAUGAAUGCAGAGUGUGUAUAAUGAAUGUAGUGUGUUUGUAGUAAGUGCAAAUUGUGUAUAAUGAAUUUAGUGUUUGUAGUGAGUGCAGAGUGUGUACAAUGAAUGCAGUGUAUGUAGUGUGUUUGUAGUGAAUGCAGAGUGUGUAUAGUGAAUGUAGUGUGUAUAAUGAAUACAGAGUGUGUAUAGUGAAUGCAGAGGGUGUAUAGUGAAUGUAGUGUAUUUGUAGUGAGUGCAGAGUGUGUAUAAUGAAUGCAGAGUGUGUAUAAUGAAUGUAGUGUGUUUGUAGUAAGUGCAAAUUGUGUAUAAUGAAUUUAGUGUUUGUAGUGAGUGCAGAGUGUGUACAAUGAAUGCAGUGUAUGUAGUGUGUUUGUAGUGAAUGCAGAGUGUGUAUAGUGAAUGUAGUGUGUAUAAUGAAUGCAGAGUGUGUAUAAUGAAUGCAGCGUGUGCUGGAUGAUGUGUGUGUGCGCGCUGGAUGACGUGUGUGUGCGCGCUGGAUGACGUGUGUGUGUGAGUGCUGGAUGAUGGGUGUGUGAGUGCUGGAUGAUGGGUGUGUGAGUGCUGGAUGAUGGGUGUGUGUGUUCUGGAUGAUGGGUGUGUGAGUGCUGGAUGAUGGGUGUGUGAGUGCUGAAUGAUGGGUGUGUGAGUGCUGAAUGAUGGGUGUGUGUGUGCUGGAUGAUGUGUGUGUGUGUGUGAGUGCUGGAUGAUGUGUGUGUGUGAGUGCUGGAUGGGUGUGUGGAGUGCUGGGAUGAUGGUGUGUGGAGUGCUGGAUGAUGGGUGUGUGAGUGCUGAUGAUGCGUGUGUGUGUGUGUGUGCUGGAUGAUGUGUGUGUGUGUGUGUGCUGGAUGAUGUGUGUGUGUGUGAGUGCUGGAUGAUGGGUGUGUGGAGCGGAUGAGGGUGUGUGGAGUGCUGGAUGAUGGGUGUGUGUGGAGUGCUGGAUGAUGUGUGUGAGUGCUGGAUGAUGGUGUGUGUGGAGUGCUGGAUGAUGGGUGUGUGUGGAGUGCUGGAUGAUGUGUGUGAGUGCUGGAUGAUGGGUGUGUGUGUGCUGGAUGAUGGGUGUGUGAGUGAGUGCUGGAUGAUGGGUGUGUGAGUGCUGGAUGACGUGUGUGUGUGAGUGCUGGAUGAUGGGUGUGUGAGUGCUGGAUGGUGUGUGUGUGUGCUGGAUGAUGGGUGUGUGAGUGAGUGCUGGAUGAUGGGUGUGUGAGUGCUGGAUGAUGGGUGUGUGAGUGCUGGAUGAUGGGUGGGGGGGAGGGGAAGCAUUUUUUUCUUACUUUAUGUGUUUUUUUAUUUUAUUCCCCCCUCCCUGCUUCUUACCUUGUCAGGGAGGGGGGAGAUCGCCUGGUGGUCCGGUGGAGGGAAGCAGCCGCUGCACAGAGGGGCCAUCACACACUGUGUUCCCUCUCCAGCUCUAACUCUCGCGAGACUCGCCUGUGCGGAGCGUUGCCAUGGUAACAGCCGCGGGUCUCGCGAGAGUUAUAGCUGGAGAAGGAACACAGCGUGUGACGGCCCCUCAGUGCAGGGAGCAGGGCCGGUCCUGCAGGACAGGUAACGGGAACGGCGUUCCUGCUUUGGAAAAAGUGCAGGAACGCCAUUCCCAUGCGUUCCUGCAGGACUCGAGCCCUGUUUGUUUUACAUGCAACUAACUCUAUGGUUUAUUUUCUAUUGCACAUGUUUCCUGUUGGGGUGUGUACUUCCUUCCUGUAUCUCCUAAUACAUGGCUGCUAUACACUAAUACCUGGCAGUGUCUUUAUUUGGAUAAGUGCAAGAUAAAGCAUCUUGGAUGUAAAAACCCAAGGGCAGAGUACAGAAUAUUUGAUACCCUACUAACCUCAACAUCUGAGGAAAGGGAUUUAGGAGUAAUUAUUUCAGAUGACUCAAAGGUAGGAACACAAUGUAAUAGAGCAGCAGGAAAUGCUAGCAGAAUGCUUGGAUGUAUAGGGAGAGGUAUUAGCAGUAGAAAAAGGGAAGUGCUCAUGCCAUUGUACAGAACACUGGUGAGACUUUACUUGGAGUAUUGUACGCAGUACUGGAGACCGUAUCUCCAGAAGUAUAUCGAUACCCUAGAAAGAGUUCAGAGAAGGGCUACCAAACUGGUUCAUGGAUUGCAGGAUAAAACUUACCAGGAAAGGUUAUAGGAUCUUAACAUGUAUAGCUUGGAGGAAAGACGAGACAGGGGGGAUAUGAUAGAAACAUUUAAAUACAUAAAGGGAAUCAACACAGUAAAGGAGGAGAAUAUAUUUAAAAGAAGAAAAACUGCCACAAUAAGAGGACAUAGUCUUAAAUUAGAGCGGCACAGGUUUAAAAAUAAUAUCAGGAAAUAUUACUUUACUGAGAGGGUAGUGGAUGCAUGGAAUAGCCUUCCAGCUGAAGUGGUAGAGAUUAAUACAGUGAAGGAGUUUAAGCAUGCAUGGGAUAGGCAUAAGGCUAUCCUAGACUUAAAGGACCACUAUAGUGCCAGGAAAACAUACUAGUUUUCCUGGCACUAUAGGGUCUCUAGGUCCCCUCCACCCUUAGGGUCCCCCUCCCGCCAGGCUCUAGGGUGAGGAAGGGGUUAAACACUUACCCUUUCUCCACCGCCGGCUCCCUCGGCAGUGGGGACUCUCCGCCUCCUUUCCCUGUCAAUGAGACAGCCACUAGAGGCUAGAUUAACCCAUAGGUAAACAUAGCAGUUUCUCUCUGAAACUGCUAUGUUUACAGCAGAAAGGGUUAACCCUAGAUUGACCUGGCACCCAGACCACUUCAUUAAGCUGGUCCUUUAAGAUAAGGCCAGGGAUAAGGCCAGGGACUAAUUAAAAUUAUUUUGAAAUAUUGGGCAGGCUAGAUGGGCCGAAUGGUUCUUAUCUGCCGUCACAUUCUAUGUUUCUAUGUAAAUUGAAUUGUAAACACACACAGGAGGCUCCUGCAGUCUAGAAAUCUAUUAACUGAGCAGGAGAUAAGAAAUUCUAGAUUAAACAGACUGUGCAAUAAAUUAACCUAAAAUAUCUAGAUUCCUUUUCAGGAAAUGUUUAGGAAUGCUGUGUAGUUUACAUGCAAGGAGGUGUUACUAGGUUUGUAUAAACAAAGUGAUUUAACUCUUAAAUGGCAGAGAAUUGAUUACUUGAUUUAUAAAACUGAUUCAUUAAGCUAAAUUUGUUUUAGAGCCCAUAAUGUCCCUUUAAAUCCUCCAAAUUACAGCCUUUAUAUUACAAAUUGUCACAAUAAGCUAAAGUGAAGUUGAUACUUGAAUCAUACACAAAGGUUAGUAGUUGAUUGGCUACAGCCAAAGCAAGAGGCAGUUAUCCCUUGAGGUGUCAGAAAUGUAAUUAUUGCAUUUCUUUGUUUUGUAAAAGGACAUUAUAAAAGUAAAUGUAACAUAUCCGAUUUUUGUUAGGAGUUUGCGUAUUACACCUGAAAAUUAUGUUCACAUGUUCAUGUUGCAAAAAAUUUCUUUUAAGUUUCUCUGCAGUCCUGGAGAGACUGAGAACACUGUACUCAUGGCUGGGGAAAAAGUAGCAGGUGCAGAAGUCAUGGAGCGCAGAGUGUUCUGUCAAUGGCCGUGUAAAUGUUCACAUGAACGCACAUGCCCGAGAGGAGUAAGCUUGGUGAAGGAUGGCUGUGGAUGCUGCAAAAUUUGUGCAAAACAGCUAGGCGAAAGCUGUAAUGAGGGAGAUGUAUGUGACCAUCAUAGAGGCCUAUAUUGUGACUAUUCAGCUGACGCACCCAAGUUUGAAGUUGGAAUUUGUAAAUGUAAGUUGCUUUUAUACUAUUUUUCUUUCUAUUUGUUGACAAAUAUUAAUAUGUUUUUGUUAUGUUUGUGUUAAGUUGUAUUUAUAGACAUUAGAUGCCAUUUUAAUUUGAUUCUUUAGUUGUUCUAUACAACUUAACAUUCAACAUGCAGUAUUCUAUAAUUAAACUAGAUGUGAUCUUUUUUUUUUUUCUCUUUUUGUUGGACAUUUUUUUUUCAUAUGUUAUAUAUUAUCUUAUAUUAUAUCAAAGAUAUCAAACAUCAAAUGGCAAUUUUCAAUUAAUAGACCAGAAUGAUACCAAUAUUAUUUGUUUAAAUCUUCUUGAAAAUCUAUUUGAAAUAAUUUAAUACAUUGUAUUGCAUUUGUCAAAUAAAGAAAUACUAAAUUACUCAACAAACCGUGAAAACAGGACUACACAAAUUAAAAUACAAAAAUAAUGUUAAAAAUUGAUCAUGGACAGUUCACAGUAGCUUGCUUUGUGACUUGGUAUUUGUGUAGUACAGUAGUCUCAAAUUAUUGUACAGCUCGAGGGAAUAUGUCAGUGUUUUAAAUACAACAAAAAAAUGUAAAAAAAAAAAAAAAAAAAGGUUUUCUGCUUAUUUUUACCAUCCCAUUAAUAUAUCACAUAUCAUGUAAAAUGUUUGGCUACGUGUUAAAUACAAGCAGUUAUUUAUUUCAUUUUUUAAGAUAUGAAUAAUGGUUCAUUGUAGAUAGGUGAAUCCUGAUAUCUUAAUAUUAAUUAAGAGAGUCAUUAAAUGCCAGGAUCCAACUCUUGUUUAAACUUCAACUAUAGAACACAAUGUAUGAAAAAGUGCCUAACAUAAAAUGUUUUGCCUAUUAUUAUCUUCAAGAUCUGCUAGCUGUCGGAUGUGUACUUAAUGGGGUGCUCUACCAAAAUGGCCAGACUUUCCAACCAAGCCCCCUUUAUAUAUGUCUUUGUAUAAGUGACACUAUUGGAUGCACUCCCUUGCUCAUGUCAAAACAAGGGGAAAGUCAAUGUGUGGAGUCUACAGGUCUAAUUAAAAAGUCAGAACAAUCAAGCUGUGCUCUAGAAAAGGUCCAGCAGAUAACAGACUCCAAAUUCAUACCAGGUAUGUCUAAAAAUAAGAAGUUUAAAUAUUAUUUUGAUUAUUUUAAUGGCAAAGAACAAUCAGUAAAACAAUAAGAAACAAUUGAAGAACAAAAAAUAUAAUCUACAUUCACAAUCAGUCAUGAUCUUUUCCCCAUAUUUUUGCCUUCAACCCCCCAUGUUCACGUAACUCAUCCACACUGGCAAACCUGCAUAUAUCGUUGUAUGCAAACAUUUUUAAGCAGAGUAACACAAUAAUACAUUAGCCAUUACCUGCCCAUGGUACAGUGGAAAAACGAAUACUGGUGGAGACCAAAAUUGAAACCAAUGUUUCAUUCUAUACGGAUUUUGUCAAAGUUAUUUUUGUUGUUUGAUUGCUAUAUAUUUUUAGUACUUAGUCAUCACUGUUUAAAACUGAUUUACUGCAGCAAUGUUUAUUUAGAUCAACAUUUAAGAUUAAGAUUAUCUUUGUUGUUUAGCACUCACUUUGUGCUUUCACUUUAAAAACAUUUCAAAACAUAACCAUAUCUCAGAGAUGUCAACAUAGAAUCAAAAGAAUGUCCUUGUUGAUUGCACAGCAUUUUGUGUGUUACCCCAUGAUUACUCUCUAUAUAUGGUCCAGUGUACUAAAAAAUGAAUAAUAAAAAAAUAUAUAUAUAUUUAUUUUUUAUUAUAUUUCACAUAUGAUUAGGUGACAUAUAUGUUAUAAAAUAAUGGAGUAUUGCUUCUGGAUUAUUGAAAUACUAUAGAGAAUAAUAAAUUCUUGCUUGAGGCCCAAAAUACUUGAAAAUGAAUUUUCUAUAAUAGCAGUGGAGGGGAUCCUACAAUAUAAUAUAAACAUCUCAUGAAAUGCUGCCAAAUAUUUUAAGUAGAACUGUCACAAGCAGGGCAUUUAUAGUAACUAUGGCUUGUGUUUUUUAUUUUACUUUUUAAAAAUUAUUAUUUUAGAUUUUUUACAAUAAAGGCAAUGCUUUGAAGGCACCGACUGGCGUACGGCAUUGUGAAAACCCCUCAUAUUGCAAUGCAUGCAUUAAGUAACACAGGCAGAAUUUGUGAGAAAGCAUGGGUUUGCAGGACAUUAUGGAAGAAAAUCUCAAAUGCAUUUUUUUGGUGCAUCAUCGGAAGAUGGCAGUUUCAGCGCCAGGAAGUGCUGUGGAGAACAGUGUGUUAUAUAAUUACCUCAGCCGUCACCAAAAAGUGACAGAUGACUUUUAAGUUAAUCUUGUAAAAUAGCAUGGCUCCUAAUUGUCCCGAUUUCGGUGGGACAUUUGAGAUUUUCGGGUCCUGUAAAACCUAGUGUCCUGCUUUUGGAAAACAAGGGAACUGUCCCCAGCAAUCAUAGCACAAAAGCGUCUUUUGACUCUGCAGGGAGCACUAAUAUAGUCUCCAGCCUCCAGUUUCUUACUUUUGUGCAGGCUGAGGGUUGCAACGCUAAACAGAUGCUUACUAUAGGUGCAAUUAAUAAUUUAUUAGACAUCAUAUACCUGAAAUCCCAUGAAAAGUAACCUUUACGACUUUCAUGAUGCAGUGGGAUUUGUAUAAAUUCUUGUCAUGAGGGACUUCUGUCAUAUCUAAUACUCUAAUACCUUAUGCAUGAAGGAGAUGUUUUGAAAACACCUGUGGAUUUGUUUAGCAAUUAUGCAUCCAGUUGCUAAUUCUACUCCUUAUACCAAAGAACUUUGAAAAUAUAUAAGGGGAAUAUUUCAUGUUUUUUGGUCCAUAAUAAACUUGUUCUCCUCAUUUUGUAAUUUACAGUGUAUUAUUUUCUUCAAUGGGUCCCAUUUUUGAGGUUUGAGAAUUGUAUGAGAUAAACACUUCUAAAGUAAAUUAAUAUCUGAUGGAAAAUUAAACCAUUUUGUUCAUGCAGGAUGUGUCAGUCACAGCCAGAGGGCGGGAGGUGGGGGAUGCAUAGAUGGAAACAAAAGUGAUUAAACUUUUAAUCAUUGAGCAGGGAGACAGCAGGGACAUGAUUUAUAUACUCAAACCGGUUAAUUACGUUAAAGUUGUUUUAAUGCCUAUAGUAUCCCUUUAAUAUUCUGGCUGAGCUUUACAGAGCCUAGAAACAAGGAUUUUGAGGUUAAAAUUACCCAUUGUUGAAAAGAGCAUAAACAAAAAAAGGAGAAUAAUUUUAUAAUGAAAAUAUUAAACAAAAAAUAUAAGGCUAGUCUGCUUUAAGAUUAGGGGACUGAGAAUUAUGGGCAUAAUGUCCUUAUGAAUAUUAUGGGAAUGCAUACUUUGAUAUUCUUGUUCUGCCAAGCUUUUCUCUAGUGCUUAUAAUAAUCAAUCUUUUGCUCUGUAUUCCAAGUGCAAAAAUAGAUUGCUUUUAUUAUCUGAUGCAUUGUAUAAUGUACUAUAUUUCAAAACCAUUGCUUUGCCUUUACUCUCCUUACAUUUUAAAACAUCACAUAAUUCUGAGAUAACCACAAUUAUAACCUGCUUUUAUUUAUUGCAGAUGUAUGCUGAUCUUUUAACCUGCUUCCCGCUCUGACAUCUUUAAAUCAAUGCCUGCCUUCCAGGUACCCUUUAAGAUCCAGCCUGAUAUCAUUUUGUAAACCCUUAAAGAUAUGUUCAGUUGAAUUACUGAUUUUUUUUUUCCAAUCAUGGAUCACAAUGAAAGCUACCAAUUACAUAAUGUACCUGCUUAUGGAGUGAAAUUACAUGAACACUUUUGAACCCUAUAAGGUUGUUGAUGGCCCAUUUUUAGGUUGAGGGAUAUCUACAAGGCUCUGAUCAGAUCCAUCUAUGUAUAUGUCUGCUGCUUAAUUUCUUAUUUUUAAAAGCAAAUCCCAGGGUGCCAAUGAAGCCAUUCGGGUUUCUUGAAUCUGAAUUCAAGAAACCCAGCAGGAUUUUAAACAACCUUAGAAAAAUAGAUUUAACUGAGCUAUACCUGAUCUGAGUUGCCCUGAACAUAUGGCGGUGAUGUAAACAGGCAUUUCUGUCCAAAAACAAGCAAAAUUGCAAAAAAUUAGCUUCUAUGAUUCUGUGACAGCUACUCCUAGAGAAAUAUGUGGUCUAUUAUUAUCAUAUUGGUUUUUGUUUUAACCUAAAAUAGGUUUAGAAAUUUUAAUAAUGAUAUACUACUACAUUUAUCCUCCUCCUGUGUCUGCAAUUAACAUUGCCAAUAAUAGAGUGAGAGGAGGAUAUUGCAUUGAGAAUAAAUAACAAAAUAUUCUAGCAUGUUAUAGUUAAAAAUAUGACCAACUAGCCUAGCCUAAUUCUCUCUUACAGUACACCUUUAGAUUCAAAUAGUCUGCAUUGUAUUGUAUUAUCAUAUUUUCCAAUAAAAUGUUAUAUAAAUAAAAAUAAUAUAUGACCAGACACACAUCAGGCUUAAUGUUAGCACAUGCACAUACAAUGAGUGGGAAUUAAAGAUUGUAAAUUAUUAUUAUUAUUGGUUUUUAUAAAGCGCCAACUAAUUCGGCAGCGCUUUACUAUAUUAUGAAAGAGGGGACAUUUACAAUAAAUGAGACCAUUAAACAGUGACACAGGAACAAUAGGUAGAUUAGGGUCCUGCUCAAACGAGCUUACAGUCUAGAGGAGGUGGGGUACAAAUACACAACAGGGCAGCAAGGGUGACAGCCACCAAAAAAAGGUGGAAAAGUAGUAUAGCUGGAGGUGAGAGUGGAGUGUGGCUCUUAAGGAGAGCAAGAGAUACAUAUGGAUAGGUAUAGAUAAGUUACUCUGGGAGUCUAUAAGCAUUUCUGAACAGAUGUGUUUUGAGGGACUUUUUAAACAAUUUAAGACUAGGGGAAAGUCUGGUUGGGAUAGGCAGGCUGUUCCAAAGGAAGGGAGAGGCCCGCAAGAAGUCCUGCAAGCGCAAGUUAGCAGUAAGGGUGCGAGCAGUGGACAGGAGAAGACACCGGAAGAGCAGAGAAACCGAGAAGGGGCAUAUCUAUGAGUCAGUGAAGAAAUAUAAGAGGGGCUAGAAUUGGUUAGAGCUUUAUAGGUAAGGGUUAGUAUUUUGAAUUGACAUGUAUAGGAUACAGGAAGCCAGUGUAAGGAUCAACAGAGAGGCGAGGUAUGGGAGGAGCGACAGGUGAGAAAGAUCAGCCUACUGUCUACAUAACUGAUUGUAGCAGGACAGUUCAGCUUCUGGGGAAACCAACUAGGAGAGAAUUACAGUAAUCCAAGAGAUUACCAGAGCAUGAACAAGCUCCUUGACAGCAUCUUGUGUGAGAAAGAGGUGGAUGCGGGCAAUGUUUUUAAGGUGGAAUAGACAGGUUUUGGCAACAGUCUGGAAAUGAGAUGCAAAGGUGAGGCCAGGUUCAAUGAUAACACCAAGACAACGAGCUUGCAAGGACAGACAUUAACUUGCAGGGAAAGCGAAGUAACAUCAACUUGCAGGGAAAGCAAAGGAGGAGGAUCAGUUUUAUGAGGGGGGAAAAUAAUAGCUCAGUUUUAGAGAGAUUGAGUUCAGAGGCAGGAGGACAUCCAGUCAGAGAUUGAAGAAAGGCAAGCAGUGACAUGUUGUAGGACCGCAGGGGCGAGAUCAGGGGAGGUAAGAUAUAUCUGGAUGUCAUCAACAUAUAGGUGGUACCGAAAUUCAAAUGCGUUAAUGAGUUUGCCAAGAGAGGCAGUAUAAAGAGAGAACAGAAAGGGUCCUUGGGGGACUCCAGCCAAGACAGUGCGAGAGGAGGAGGUGUCAUUGCAAAAGGAGACACUGAACUAAAAUUGGGAGAGAUAGGAGGAAAACAAUGAGAGGACAGUGUCACAGAGACCGAGAGAUUGAAGAGUUUGGAGAAGGAGGACAUGAUCAAUAGUGUCAAAGGCGGCAGAGAGGUCAAGAAGAAUUACUAUGGAGUAGUGGCCUUUGGAUUUAGCUGUAAUUAGGUAAUUUGUAACUUUAAUAAGAGCAGUCACAGUAGAGUGGAGGGGGCGCAAGCCAAAUUGAAGAGGAUUGAGGAGGGAGUUCGAAUUUAGGAAGUGAGUCAUAAGAGUAAAGACAAGUCUUUCUAGAAGCUUUGAGGGAAAAGGAAGCAGGUAUAUGGGACGAUAGUUGGAAGGGUCUAGGGAUGGAUUUUUUAGGAUUGGUAUGAGAGUAGCAUGCUUAAGGGGAGCAGGGACAACACCAGAUGAAAGAAAACAGUUUAGGAUGUGUGCUAAGGAUGGUACAAGACAAGGGGAGAGAGAUCUGAUAAGGUGAGAAGGUACUGGAUCAAGUGGACAGGUGGUAAGACAAUAGGAGAGGAGAAGCGCAGCCACCUCCUGUUCUGUAGCUGGGGAGAAGGCCUGUAGGGUAGGAAAGGUAGAGUUGAGGUGUGGUUGCGAGAGGGAGGAGCAAAGGGGGGAGAAUUCUUUCAUUAGCUGUUCAAUCUUGUCGGCAAAGUAGCAUGCAAGGCUACCGGCAGAAAGGUUAGUUUGGGGGGUGGCUUGAGGUGAGUGAAGGAGAGGGUUGAAUGUGUUAAAGAGACGCCUGGGAUUGCGUGAACUUGAACUAGCGAGAGAGGAAAAGUAAGAUUGUUUAACAAGGGUAACUGCUAUAUAAACACAAUAUUAAUUUAUAAUGGAGGAAGUUUGACAAGGUGCGGGACUUCCUGCCGCAGCUUUCAGCCGAAUGGGAGCAUCUCUGCAGGUAGCGGGUCGACUUAGUGUGCCAUGGUUGGAGGCGCGUCUUCUUUGAGGUGCAUGUUUUGGAGUGGGGCUGCAGCGUCCAGGGCAGAGGUGUGGGUAUCAUUAUAUAAAGAGAUAGCCAGAGACGAACAGGAGAAGGUAGGUAUCGAUGAAAGGAGAUCAGCUGAGAGUUGCAGGAGGUCGAGAGAAUUCAGGUCCCUUUUAAGUUGAGUGGGGUUAGAGUGAGGCUGUUGGGUGAGGGUCUCUCAAGAUCAAAUAAAAAGCGGUUGUGAUCUGAGAGAGGAAAUGGCGUGUUGUUGAGCUUAGAGAUAGUGCAUGCAUUAGAAAAUAGCAAGUUCCACAAAUGUGCUGGUUUUCUCUAUUGAUAGGAAAAGCUGGCAUUAAUACACAAGAAGUUCAAGUGCUUGGCUUGUAGAAAACAUGUAUUUGGAAAACACAUAACAUACUAAAUUAUUUUUACAUACUCAUUGAUUGAAUCAUAGAUUUCAGUGAAUUCUAUGGAUUUGUACAAGUUAUUCAAUAUUUUCUGCUAUGUUGUAGAACCAAAAUUAGGACAAAAAAAUGUGAUGGCUUUGGUCACAAAGAAUGGAUGGAACGAAUCUCUAAUCUAAGUAAAAUGUUGUCAACAAAGUACAGCGGAGUAAUAUGUAUUCUAAAGGAACCCCUCAUAUGUACCUACAAACAGUUGAGUCUUUAAGCUUGCCAUAUGACUUCACUCUAUUUCUUAUAAUUAAAUGGUACCCUGUGUUCCAGUUUAUAAGGUUUUGCCUCUCGUGUGGAAAAGAAAAUGCUUGGUUCAAGCAACUCAAUGGAGUCCUUGUUCAAAAACGUGUGACAUGGGCAUGUCAAUCAGAGUAACUAACGAGAAUAGCAAAUGUGAAUUAAGGAAGGACAGAAGGCUGUGCUACCUUCGCCCAUGUAAUUCUACCCUACUCAACAGCAUUGAGGUAAUUUGAUAGCUUUGAUAUCAUUUGUACGUUUUUGAAAAAUAUAUAUUGCUAACAAAUACCAAAGGAUGUGUGUUAAUUUAAAAGAAUGUUAGAGUGACUUGACAUUCAAUCUGCAAAAUGUAUUUCAACAAAAUCAUAAAAGAGUUUAAAAAUAUAUUUAUGAUUAUACAUUUACCAGAAUUUGGUUAGCACAAAGCACAGAUUAAUUUAUAUUAGAUUUAAAGUGACAUUUUUAUGACAUGUCGACUGUAAAAUGAAGCAAACAAAUACUUCUAAUUACCAUGUACUCUAUGUGAUCCUCUAUGCAAAUGCCAUAAAGUGAAAACAUACAAAAUAUUUUUGACUAGUGCAUUUCUAAAACAAACUUUACCUACUUGAAACGAAAGCUGAUAUACAGAAGUUUAUAUUCUGUAAAAAUAGAAAAUAAAUCACAACAGUGUGUACUGUACAGAAAACCCUCUAUGUUAAUGUGUUUGUCCUCACAGAAUACAGUGCAUCAGAUGAUCAUUUAUACGAUGUAGUCUGGGUCCCUUCAGUGGUCCUUUAAAACAUGCUUUUUUUUUCCUAUCUAAAUAAAAUGCAUUUACAAGAUAAAAUCACAUAGCACUCAUUUCACAGUAGUGUUGCAAGUCCCCCAUGUGUCUAAUACAAAUGUGGUGUACCACUAAAAAUAAUUCUUAACCCUGUCCCUGUUAACAAGAAUACAAACGUUUAUGUGAAAACAUACAAAAUAUUUUUGACUAGUGCAUUUCUAAAACAAACUUUACCUACUUGAAACAAAAGCUGAUAUACAGAAGUUUAUAUUCUGUAAAAAUAGAAAAUAAAUCACAACAGUGUGUACUGUACAGAAAACCCUCUAUGUUAAUGUGUUUGUCCUCACAGAAUACAGUGCAUCAGAUGAUCAUUUAUACAAUGUAGUCUGGGUCCCUUCAGUGGUCCUUUAAAACUCUUGCACCAAAAAAUGGGUCCUGUCUAAUCCCAGAAAAUAUUCGAUUAGUUUGUACUUGGGCGUAUAGAAAUGUGUAAAAAGAGCAUAUGGGUGUAGAGAUAUAAAGGUCAAACCUUGUAUCAAAGAGCUGCCAGCAUAAUGCCUUUGUAAACACAUUAUCUACCCCUUGCAGCCCCUCUAUCCCUGUAAACACAUUUUCUAUCCACUGCAUCCCCUCUACCAACUACAGCCCAUAUACCCCCCUAAACCCACUGCAGCCACUCUACCCCCUACAUCCCCUCAACCCUCUAAAGCCCCUCUACCUCCUGCAGCCCAUGGACCUCCUACACCCAUGGGACCAUAAAAUGGUUCCCCAUGUCAUUAUAACGGGUCGCCCUUGUUUGGAAAAGGCACAUCAUAUUCAGGCCACAGGCUAUUCCCACAAUAAUAAUUCACUCUAGCAACUCUAUGCUGCAAAGAACCCCCCCAACCACCCCGCUACCCCCAUAAAAAUAUAUUUGUUCUCUGAGCUAACUUUUACGAGGAAGGCAUCUGCUAAGUGCUAACAAAGGCUAAGAAAUACUGCACUAGAGGAUCGCCCCAAAAAUAUUUUUCCAGAGUUAAUCUUUUAGGCUUUUUUCCAUAUGCAUUGCACAGUAUGUUAGUUUGGUAACAUGUCAUCCUUUUUUUCCCCCUAAGAUCCCAAAGGAUAAAACUUGCCAGCCUACAAUCCAGGCUUCACAACCUAUGAAAUUUGUUUUGUCGGAAUGCUCAUCAGUUCGCAACUAUAGGCCUACAUACUGUGGAGUGUGCAAAGAUCGGAGAUGCUGUGUACCAAACAAAUCAAAAAUGAUAACCGUCCAGUUCCACUGCCCAGGGGAGGGCUCGUUCACAUGGAAGAUGAUGUGGAUCACAUCUUGUGUUUGUCAGAAGUUCUGCAGUGAUCCUGGAGAUAUAUUUCCCCAUUUAAAAAUGUUGUGAAAGUUGUGACUCUUAAAGAUUUCUGACACAAACAGUUAGAUUCUAUUAUGGAAGAUAAUUAUAUCACCAGUAAUUGAAUAAGGUUUCCUUAUUGAUGUCAAUGCGAAAACUGCUAUUCAGAUACCAGCAUUAAAGGAAAACUCCAAGCACCAUUACAACUACAGCAUGCUGUACUGGGUAUGAUGCCAGGAGUGCCUUGGGAAUCCCCCAAUGUAUGUAGUCAAACCAUUUGCUAACAGUGGGAUUUCUUACCUGCAGUCUGUUGGGUGCCAGUUACUGACUCUAUGGCGAGUUGGAAACUCAUGUGUGGAGUUCCGUUAGCUCUCCUGAGAUAAACUUUGCUGUGCAGGGCCAGCUCAUUGACCUAGAGUGUCAGCUGAUUCUUCUCAGCCAAUGAGUUAAGCCCAGCAACACCGGACAUAGCCCGGCACAGACAGCACUCAUACAGCCAGUGACUGGCACCUGGACCCCUGUUAACAAGUGGUUUCACUACAUAUGGUAUUCCUGGCAUCAUAACCACUAAAGCACACAUAGUGGGUAUGGUGCUUGAAGAAUGCAUUUAAAUGGAUACAAUAGGCACCAAAACAAUUUUGGCCUAAUAAAGUAGUUUUGGUGUAUAGAUCAUGCCUCUUUAGUCUCACUACUCAAUUAUCUAUCGCUUCCUGUAAACAGAGAUGUUCAACCUCCUUUUAUUUCACAUUCUGUUCAUUUCUACCAACUGUUCCACUUUGGUGGGACAGUCCCAUUUUAGCUGCCAGGCAUCCUGCAUCUGGGGACACCAAGGAAAUGUCCCCGAGCCGCACAGAGCGAGUGCAUUAUUAGUCAUUAUUAGUCUCACUGUGCCAAUGGCAUUAUCACCAUGCAGGGAGUGUUUCAGCAGUACUCCCUGAAUAGUCCUGAUAACUGGGGGCCAGCCAUGCUAUCUGUCAGGUGACGGGCCUGCCCCUUUUCUGUAUGGCCCCACCCAUUGUAGGCAUCACUGGCUACACUCACCAUCCUGACUUGCGGAGACUGAAUGUUGGGAGGUAUGUUCUGUUUAAGUUAGAAUUUCUUAUCUACUGCUCUAAAUAAUAGCCUGCUAAACCCUGCAGGAAGAGGAGAUUAAUAUUCAAUUUAGAUAAAAACCUCUAAAGUAAGUUUAAGAUCUGAUUGAAUAUGAAACUUUUUUUUUCUAAUGGAGGCUGUAUGAGUACCAGUCAGCGGAGGUGUGACCAGGGCUGCAUAAACAGUAACAAAAGUUAUUAAUUAGAUGGCAAAGAAUUGAGCACUGAGACUGCGGGGACAUGAUCUAUACACUAAAACUUCUUCAUUAAAGGGUUAUUGCAACCACCAUGACCACUUCAGUGAUAUGAAGUAGUCAUGGUGUUAGGUGUCAAUAUUUGCAGUGUUUUUUUGUGCUUGAAACAUUGCUCAUACAGAGAGAUUGCCAGUUGUGUGCUGGGGCCUAGUUGACCCUCCCCAGCACACGUGAUAUAUAUCAAUUCUGUGCAAAAAUUACAUCUGUUGUCAGUGCUCACUUCGCGCUGACAACAGACAUUAAAAUAGUGCAGGCAGAGCUUCUGCAAGGGAAAGAUAGAUAUCCCUCCCAACUCCCUACAUGCACAAUGGGGUUUCUUUUUUUAAACCUCCCUCCCCUCGCCAGCCCAGAGUACACUAAUGCACACCAAGACAGCAAUUGGUCCAAUCACAGGCUUCUCUAUGAGCUGCGGAAGAGCAGCUCUGGGAGCCUUGCACAGCGCUGGAUUCAAGGUGAGUAAAACCUUAUUUCAUGUUUUACUGCACAGUGAAGGGAGGGUCUUCCCCACAGUGCCCAGUAGGGCAUAUUAUGUCAGAAUGGUCCCCCCUCUCAAUAAGGUUAUAGUAACCAUUUUAAGCUCAAGUUGGUUUUGUGCCUCUAGUAUCCCUUUAAGUUUAGCUCCAUGUGUUGGUUACAUCAAAUUCGAGAAAUUGUGUUGUAUUUUUGUCCUGAAAAUAAAUGGCACAUUUUAUUGUGUUUGAAUUCCUAAAACCAUACAGCAUGUGCAGAAAGGUAAUAGUCCUCUUAAUCUGUAGGACACUAAUUAUAUCACUGCUCAAAAUUUCCUUACAACCACUCAAUGAAAAACGUACAGAUUGGAAGAAACACAGAGGACAUUUUCUAAUACAUGGUACGCCAAAAUUCAG
Molecule: messenger RNA, 25112 nt
Organism: Pelobates cultripes (western spadefoot toad)
Lineage: Eukaryota; Metazoa; Chordata; Amphibia; Anura; Pelobatidae
Source: the annotation of a GenBank genome assembly